GCGUCUGCAGCCGUGGAGCCACUAACGCAGAUCACAUCUGAGGAAGCUACGGCACCUGCUGUUACUCCGGACACUAUUAUUCGUUCUGCACCGUUGCAUGAAUCUGUCGCUGAUGCUGACAGAGACGCUGUUGAGCCGUUGACACAGUCUUCAGCAGAGGAGGGGACGCUGCCUAGCCAACCCCAGGGAGUUAGUGUUAGUUCUGGUAAUGUUGUUAAUUUGUUGAGUGGUGUUCGUGAUGAUACUCAUCCACCUUUGAGCGUGGCUGCGUUAUCUGCGGUUGAUACGUCUAAUGAGUUUGGUAAUGUAUCUGGUUCGUCACGUCGUAGGUCGUCGUCUGCUUAUUCACCAGUUGUUUCUGUCUCUAGGGGGAACGUUCGUGAGGAUGGUGGUUCGGUGUGUAGUGAUAUGCAUGAUGAUGAUAUAAUGGAUCAAAAGUCCUUGUCCUUUUUGAAUGCAAUGGAGGAUGUUGCAAGAAGUAGUAGAAGUAAACGAGUAGUGGCUUUUGGGAGUUCGCCACCUUCAGGUUUAAAGGAGGAUGAGACAGUUCCUGUUCGACGUGUAUUCACGGAAAUGUAUCCGGAUAAAAAUUUUCUUUCUGGCACUGACAGAGCUCCACUUGUUUUAAUUGGUAAGGCACACGAGUGCCAUUUGUCAACUGGAGAAGGUGUUUCUGCUGUUAAUGAAAUUUUUGUUGGGAAUGAAUUGUUAACGCCUACUCCUGUGCAUGUAAGUAUGAUGAGUGCAGUGGAGGAGAGUCCAGUAAAACCAAAGAAAAGUAGGAGUCCAUCAUCUGGAGGAGGGAGACAAGGAAGUAAAGCGGCGGAGGAGUCGCGGUCAACUUCUAGAGAAACAGAACGGCCGCAGGUCCGCUUUGCCUCCUCUAGUAUGGUACCAACACCUCCACAAGUUCAACAGCGCCCAAUACGGGUUCGGAGGAAUUAUGAUACUUAUCGUGGAUUAUCGGUUUUUCCGCAUGAUCUGGAUGCAGUAGCCCAGCGUGCCGUCAUUCAUCCAUAUCCUCCCUCUGCGGGGAAGAGUACAACACCCACGCAUUCAGAGUUUUCACCACAGCAAAGAGGGAAUGUCCCUUCAUCUGCAACGCAACAGCGGCAAAGUGGUUAUGCUGGAAGAAGCUCAGACGCACCCGUUUCCACUUCUCAUCGUGUUAUUCCACAGGCAGUGCAAACUAGACUACCUAUUGUUCCUAUUUCUCCCGCUCAACGUGAUGCGUUAUAUCGUCACCAGCGUGUGCACGCUCAUCAUGUUCACCCGACGCCAGCACCCCCCAGAGGGCAAACAUCAGCAAAAACACCCGGACGUGGAGCUAAUGCGAAUGCGAGAGGAAGAACAGCGGGUCCUGCGUCAGGUUCAUCUCAAACCGGUCGUUUUAUGGGUAGGGGAACGGAUUAUUAUUAUUAG
Messenger RNA from Trypanosoma theileri, 1422 nucleotides. RefSeq lists its product as uncharacterized. The annotation marks the transcript as partial. The record is from RefSeq and is a predicted model, not a curated record. The transcript has a single exon. Lineage: Eukaryota; Euglenozoa; Kinetoplastea; Trypanosomatida; Trypanosomatidae.